AUGGCUUCCAAAUCUCUCCCAUUAAAUUCCCCUUCUUCAUUAGUAACUUCCAUAACCAAAAUCCUCCAAUCCUUAAACCCCAAAUUUUUAUUAAAUCCCUCUCACAGUCCUCCAAUCGAAGCUCUUUCUCAAUUCUCUUCCUGCUUGAAUUCAAAUUUAGUCAUUCAAGUCAUCAAAAACCAACCAAAUCCUUACCAUGCUCUCAUCUUCUUCAAUUGGUCUCUUAACCCAUCCCCAAAUCCCACAAAUUACUUUCAUUCUUUCUCCUGUUACAUUGCCAUGUUUGAUCUUCUUCUUUCACACCGUCUUUUUAGCACUUCUACCCAGUUUCUUGAAAUCCAUCGCAAACUUUGUGAUUUCACCAUUGCCAAACUCAUCAAAGCUUUUGGUGCUGAGGGUAAUAUAAGAGCUUGUAUUGAUUGGUUCCACAAAGCUAAAAUGAUUGAGAAAAAUGGUAAUUGUCUUUCUUCAUUUAAUACUUUAUUAUCUGUUUUGGUUAAAUCUCAUCGCAUCAAAUUAGCUUGUGGGAUUUUUAAUCAGACUGUUGAAGAGGGUUUGAUUACAAUUGAUGUAAUUACUUAUUCAAUUAUGAUUAAAGGGUAUUGCCAAAUAGGUAAAAUGGAGGAUGCACGUAAGGUGUUCGAUGAAAUGCGUUGCUUACCAAAUUCGAUUACGUAUGGGAAUUUAGUUAAUGGGUUUUGUAAACAAGGUAUGAUGGUCGAGGCGCGACAAAUUGUUGAUAAAAUGAUCAUGAAUAAGCAUUGUUUGCCGAAUUUGAAAACAUAUACUAUGUUGAUUGAUGGGUAUAGCAAGAAAGGUGAUAUACAGUCUGCAAUGUUGUGUUUGGAUGAAAUGGUAUUGCAAGGUCUAGAGCCGAAUUUGAUCACUUAUAACGCAAUUAUUAAUGGGUUCUGUUUGAUUGGUAAAAUCGACGAGGCUAAGAAAAUGAUGACGAAGAUGAGAUUGAAUGGGGUUAAGGAUGACAUUGUCACACAUACGAGUUUGUUGAGGGGGUUUUGUGUCGUUGGUAGAUUAGAUGAAGCUGUUAAUCACUUGAACAAUAUCAUCGCUUUAGGAAUAAAACCCGAUGUUCGAGCUUAUGGAUUAGUCUUGAAUGAAUUUUGCAAGUUAGGAAAGGCGAAUGAAGCGGUUGCUCUUUUGAGGGAAAUCGUAGCUAGAGACAUUAAUCUAAGCACGAGUAAUUUUAAUGCUGUGUUAAAAGUACUUGUACAAAGCGGAGAACUCAAUGAGGCGAUUCUACUAUUGAAAUGGAUGCCUAAAAUUGGUCGAAUUCCUAACUUUUUGUCGUAUUUUACUGUUAUAUCUAGUCUAAGUAAAACCGGGAGAAGGAUAGAACAGGUUGAGGAACUUGUAGAUACUAUGGUUCAAUAUGGUCAUAGGCUUGAUGUUUCAUCAUAUAGUUGCUUAAUAAUGAUGUAUAGUAACAAUAAUGAACUUGAUAAAGCAUCUCGGGUUUUCAGGGAUGCUUUGAGGGACGAAUGUGUGAUUGGUCUUGAAAGUUUUGUAGUGGUUGUGGAGGGACUAUGUGCAAAAGAAAAGAUGCGUGAAGCUGAAGAACUCGCGCAAGAGUUAUUUAGAAGAUGUUCUAUAGCUCAGUUGGAAGAGUAUCAGAAGGUUUUUAACGCGCUUAAAUGUAAAUAUUCACUACAGAAAUCUUAA
Molecule: messenger RNA, 1680 nt
Organism: Amaranthus tricolor (Joseph's coat)
Lineage: Eukaryota; Viridiplantae; Streptophyta; Magnoliopsida; Caryophyllales; Amaranthaceae
Product: pentatricopeptide repeat-containing protein At5g39710-like
Exons: 1
Coding region: 1-1680 (559 amino acids)
Molecular function (GO): protein binding
Source: RefSeq, a predicted model, not a curated record